GUCUUCUAUCUCGAAACCGUUUAUAAUCAAAAAUCCCCUAAUAAUGCUGUCUCGCGUUGCACUGACUUGCGCUCGUCGCCUGACGCAAUCGACCGCGGCGUCAAUCCAACAGCAACACCAGCAGCCGCGCGCACUGCUGUCGAUGGGCGCUUCUGCUGCUCGUGCUGCCGCGGGUGCUGGAUCGUCCAAGCAGCAGGCGUACGUUUCGCCGUUCGACGAGCGCCCGCAGUUGACCGACGAGCACCGCAUCUUCCGCGACGCCGCCCGCCGCUUCUUCGAGACGGAGGUUGCCCCGCACCACGCAAAGUGGGAGCAGGACGGAAUGGUCUCCCGCGAGGUCUGGGAGAAGGCCGGCGCUGCGGGCCUGCUUGGUACGACCAUCCCCGUCGAGUACGGCGGUGGCGGUGGUGAUGCUUUCCACGCUGCGAUUGCUGUCGAGGAGCAGCUUCGUCUUCAGCUCUCUGGCCCGGGCUUCUCGCUCCACUCGGAUAUUAUCAUUCCGUACAUUCUGCACUACGGCUCGGAAGAGCAAAAGCAAAAGUGGAUCCCGCUCAUGUGCCAAGGCAAGGCCAUCAGCGCCAUCGGCAUGUCCGAGCCAUCUGCUGGCAGCGAUCUUCAGGGCAUCAAGACCACCGCCGUGCGCGAUGGCGACGAUUAUGUCAUUAACGGCUCCAAGAUUUUCAUCUCCAACGGCCAGAUGGCUGACAUUAUCGUGCUCGUCGCCAAGACCGAUCCGAGCAAGGGUGCCCACGGCACUUCCCUGAUUCUUGUCGAGACCGACCGUCCCGGCUUCCAGCGUGGCCGCAACCUGAAGAAGCUCGGCCUCAAGGCUCAAGACACCUCCGAGCUCUUCUUUGACAAUGUCCGCGUCCCCGCGUCCAACUUGCUUGGCAAGGAAAACCACGGCUUCAAGUACCUUAUGCAAGAGCUCGGCACUGAGCGUCUUGUCAUUGGCGUGCUCUCCCAGGCUUCGGCCGAGGGUGUCUUUGCCGACACUGUCAAGUACGUCAACGAACGCCAAGCCUUCGGCAAGUCGAUUGCCUCGUUCCAGAACACCAAGUUCAAGCUGGCAGAGAUGAAGACGCAGCUGUCUGUUGGCCGAGUUUUCAUUGAUCGCUGCCUCGAGCUCCAGAACCAGGGCAAGCUCGACCCCGUCGCCGCGGCCAUUGCCAAGCUGCACGCUGGUGACAUGCUUGCAAAGAUCACCGACGAAUGCCUGCAGCUGCAUGGUGGCUAUGGUUUCAUGUGGGAGUACACUGCUGCUCGCGCCUACGCCGACGCUCGUGUUCAGCGCAUCUAUGGUGGCACGAGCGAGAUCAUGAAGGACAUUAUUUCGCGCACCCUUUAAAAAAAAAAUGGCAAGUGCGUGUUUUGAUGCUCAAUCUGCGCCAAUUACAUCUUGGCCACUGUUUCUCUCGUUGUAAAUGUGCUUUUUUUAAUCAAUGAAGCUAGUUGCAUUGGAUCUGGAAUAUCUGCAACGCUUUUCGGUCAA
Messenger RNA from Capsaspora owczarzaki ATCC 30864, 1492 nucleotides. RefSeq names its product acyl-CoA dehydrogenase. Gene Ontology annotation, biological process: fatty acid beta-oxidation using acyl-CoA dehydrogenase. Gene Ontology annotation, molecular function: flavin adenine dinucleotide binding; acyl-CoA dehydrogenase activity. The record is from RefSeq and is a predicted model, not a curated record. The transcript has 5 exons. NCBI's taxonomy places the organism in Eukaryota, Filasterea, Ministeriida, Capsasporidae. Bases 44 to 1348 code for a protein of 434 amino acids.